Messenger RNA from Chlamydomonas reinhardtii, 5699 nucleotides. RefSeq lists its product as uncharacterized. Gene Ontology annotation, molecular function: catalytic activity. Bases 380 to 5515 code for a protein of 1711 amino acids. NCBI's taxonomy places the organism in Eukaryota, Viridiplantae, Chlorophyta, Chlorophyceae, Chlamydomonadales, Chlamydomonadaceae. The transcript is spliced from 2 exons. The record is from RefSeq and is a predicted model, not a curated record.
GCUGUAGCGCGACACUCCCUCUCCAGCGCCCUUCAGCCUAUGUCGGCUUGUGCUUUGGAACUCGACACAGCUAUGGAAUAGGAUUCUGGCGGUUCAGGAACGUUGCCGUGGAGUUGGCGACAUUUCGCUUGUCGGCAUUUUAACAUCUCGGCGAGCACCACACUCACCAGCCUGGAGCAGGCGGCGUAUCAACCUUUGUGGUUGGUCCUUUGCAUCUGCGCGUGCAGCAGGGUGCUUUGGGUGUGGCGGUCGGGGGAGCCCUGCAGCACUUGGGUGUUUUUUUGGGGUGUGGCUCGUCUUCGUGCCCUUGUUGCCUGGUGCCUGGCUGCCUGGCGCCCGCCCUGCUGUGAUGCCCUGUGAGUGCUGAUCUUGGGCAGCUAUGCAGUUGCUGGGUGAUCCUGGUCGGUUCCGCCUGGUGUCUCAGCGCAGCCAAGCCACCAGGGGCCAACACCAGCCAUACAGCACACCCGCACACGGCGCGGCCACAGCAGCACAUGCCGUGCCGUGUGGGGGGCCGGCGUUUGGGCAUCACCGCCCACUGCCAGACUUGGCAGCGGACCGCACCCCUGCAGGUGGGGGCAACACUGCCAGCCCGUUCUUCAGCCCCGGGCUGCAGCUCCACCUUGCCCUGUCCACGCAUAGCCUGGCGCACGGCGUGCAGGACCUGACGACGCAGCCUCAGGGCCCCAGCCUGCCUACCUACCCAGUCCUUCUGGUGGGUGCCACCACGGGGCUCCCAGAGGGCGAGCAGCUGUCCUCAGCCGGCGUCCGGGAAGUGACCAGUGCUGCCCUGUCAGUGCUGGACACCAUGUGCCGGCAGGGCAACCAGCCGCAGCUCUUGCAGGGCCACUCUCUGCACAGCACAGGCCACCCCUCCCGCACGUUUGCGGGGCUGGCCUUCAGCCGGCGCGCGACCAGCACCAGCAAAGCAGCCUUCACAGCGGAGCUCAUGCGCAAGUCGCCGCUGGCGGUACCGCUCCAGCGCGGUCAGGCUGUCCUCACGGUUCACGUGCCAGUGGACACCCGGCCCAUCAUUCCGGGCACCUACACCGUCACGGUCAAGAUGGUAGGGGGCCCUGUGUGGGGGGCUUUCCGCGGUCGCACCGAUUUGGUGCUGCAGGCGGGCGGCUAUCCCACCACCUCGGACCCCUCUAACCUGGCGUGUGCUUAUGUGGUCUCAGAGCAGUGCGCCAAAUCGGUGGGCCCCAAGGGGGAGCCCCAGGCCCCCGCAGGCCAGGGCAUCACCAACCACAUCUUUGCCUGUGUGCGGGGCCCAGUCUGGGACCCGCAGCUCUCUCACCUGCACUGUGCCAAGUUUGAGAUGCCCGGUGAGGAGCCCAUGCAGGUGGAGGUCCGUGGCGCCCCCCAGGCGGCUGGGGCGGCCACGACAGCUGCGGCAGGCAGCCCUGCUCCGGCUGCAGCCAGGGUCGCCGACCUGGGUGGCAACACCUUGGGUGUGGCGAGGCCCGCGGCUGCCAUGGCGACCGCAGCGGACAUCGUUGACCACGUGGGGGACGUGCAGAUGCAGGAGGUGGCGGGUUUGGGUGACGUGGCGGCUGCAGCUGGUGGCGCCAGUGGGCCACACAGCGGGGCCCCGCCCCCGCUGCCAGUUCUGGUGGCGGGGGGAAGCAACCGUGCUGCUGCGGCUGCCCUGCGGGCCGCGCUGCAGCAGCAGCCCUCUUCACAGCAGUGGGUGUCAGCGGGAGGGCUUAGCGGGGUCCAGCCGGCGGCAGGCGUGGGGGGGCCGCCGGCGGCCAGGCCUCCCCCUGCCGGUGCUGGGCCGGCUGGCGUGCAGCAGCAGCACAGUGGCGUUCCCGCGCCACGGCCGCCCUUGGAUCAGCAGGCAGCCGCUGGGCAGGAUCAGGAGCAGACCGCUGUGAUGCAGCGGUACUUGGCCGAGCUGGCGGACCUCAAUCUCCAGCGGCAACGGCGGUUACAGGAACAGCAACAGCAGCAGCAGCUGCAGCGCCAGGGGCAGUCGCCCAGGCCCCGGACCGGCUCCCAGGUUGUGGUCCUGGCCACGCUGGGGGGGCAGGACGGGGCGGGCGGUGGCCCUGGCGUGGCGGCGUCACGGCGUGGGCAACGUGUUGACAUAGUUGACCACGUGGGGGACGUGCAGAUGCAGGAGGCGGCGGGUGUGGGUGACGCAGGGGCUGCCGCUGGUGGCGCCAGCGGACCACCCGCCGUGGCCUCACCCUCGCUGCCAGCUCUGGUGGCGGGGGGAAGCACCCGUUCUGCUGCGGCUACCCUAAGGGCCGAGCGACAGCAGCAGCCCUCUUCACAGCGGCGGGUGGCAGCGGGAGGGCUUAGCGGGGGGCAGCCGUCUGCAGGCGUGGGGGGGCCACCGGCGGUCAGGCGUCGUACUGCCUGUGCUGGGUCGGCUGGCGCGCAGCAGCAGCCCAGUGGGGCUUCCGCGCCACAGCCGCCCUUUGAUCAGCGGGCGGCCGCCAGGCAGGAUCAGGAGCAGACCGCUGUGAUGCAGCGGUACUUGGCCUACAUGGUGGACCUCCAUCUCCAGCAGCAACGGCGGGUACAGCACCAGCAGCAGCAGGAGCAGCAGCGCCAGGUGCAGCCGCCCAGGCCCCGGACCGGCUCCCGGUUUGAGGUCCUGGCCACGCUGGGGGGACAGGACGGGGCGGGCGAUGGCGCUGCCACGGCGGCGCCCGGGCGUGGGCGACGGGUGCAACCAGCCGCGCACGCACCGCCGCCACCGCUGCAGCAACAGCCCCGCUCCAAAGGGCGCUGUGGCCCCGCCCAGCUCCCGCAGCAGAGGGCAGGGCGCUUGGGCGGCGGGCUGCCUCCCCCGCAGGACGGUGCUAGCUCGCCGCCGCGCGUGCCCACUGGGCGGCCGACCGGGGGACAGCAGGCUGGUGGGGGCAGCGGGUUGGGGCGCCAGGGUGGAGGAGUGGGGCGGGCAGUGCCCCAGCCGCUACCCCAGGCGCGGCCGCCACUGCAAACGUCACAACCGGCGGGUGGUGGUAAGGGCAGGGACAGGGGCCUGGGCGCGCCGGCUGGGGGUUCGGCCGACACGGCUGGGCGCGCUGGUGGGGGUGCGGGCAGUGAGGCAGAGUACGGGGCCGUUUGCCUGACCCGGGACACGUGCGUUGCCAUUGGCUCUGACCUCGUGACGCACCAGAACCGCUGCGCAGAUGUGCAGGGGUUUGAGUGGGCGCAGCUGGGCCACGACACGCUUGGUGGCCGCCUCCUCGCCUACCUCCGUGACCAGGGCGCCACCGUACCGGACUGGGCCGUCUGCCGCGUGCCGGCCGGCCGUACCGCCGUCCUGGCACAGCUGCACGACGAGUUCACUGGCUGGUGGCGCCUAUACUCAGCCCAGCCUGCAGACACGCCCCUGCCUUCCGAUGUGACGGAGCAGCUGGAUGACGCCGCGCAGCAGGUGCAGACGGCCUACAUGGACUACGUGCUCCUAGACGCCCGCACCCUGCGGUCCGCUAAGCGUGGGCUGGCGGACCCCGGCGGGGCCAGCGGGCCCAGCCGCCGGCAACGCCAGCACCGCAGCCGCAGUACCUCCAGCCUCAUGAGCCUGGGCAGCGCUCCAUUGCACCCCGGCGGCGCCAGCUCAGUGAAUGUCAACGGCCUGGGCUCGCCGCUCAAGGCGCGGGCGCUGGUCUCGCACCUGCAGCAAGUUGGGGCGGAUGUGGCGAUGGUGCAGGAGACCCACGCUACUGACACGACGGUGCUGGAGUCUUGCCUUCGUGCCGCGCAGGGGGCGUGCCUUCCGUGGCGCCACUGCCUUGCUGCCAGCCCGGCAGCGUCGCCCCACUCCUGUGGGACGGCUAUCCUGGCGCGGAGUCGGCUGUCCCUUCCAGGCUGCGUACUGCAGCCGCCGUCAACGGAUGCGGCGGGCCGUGUGGUAUGUUGGGAUUGGGACGUGGGUCACCUGCGCCUGCGCUUCGUGUGUGUGUAUGCGCCCACGGCCGUGGCGGACAAGCCUGCUUUCUUUGCCGGGCUGCAUACCCACCUGGCCUCGGACAGGGUGCUUGUUGUCGGUGGGGACUGGAACUGUGUCACCGAUGCCAGUCAGGAGGCGGCCCCUAGCCCGUCACGUGCUGCAGGUGCCCCGCAACUUGCCAGCCUCCUCGCCCAGUUCAGUCUGGUGGACCCUUGGGCGAGCAAGCGUGGCGGCGCCAAGGGCUACACGCAUCCGGCCACGCCCAAGCCAGCCACUCCCGCACGCCUGGAUCGGUGGUAUGUCAGUUCCACCGCGGCGCCGUGGGUGCUGGAUGUCGCACGCACGUAUGGGGCGCCUGGGGACCACAACGGUGUGCUGCUCACCCUGUCCUUGCCCGACCUGCCACAUGCGCACCGGGAGCAGUGGCGCUUCCCCACAUACCUGCUGUUUCACCCCUCGCUGCGUCUGGAGCUCGAGCAGCGCUUGGAGGCGCACGUUGCCGCAAAUCCUGUGACCAGUACAGGUGACGGCGCUUGCACGCAAUGGGAGGCGGACAAGUUCUUCUUGCGGGAGGCCGCCACCAGCAUCCACCGUCGGCAUGCACGCCAGACCCGGGACGGGCUGCAUGGCGUGGUGCUGGCCGCAGACGCGGCCGCUGCCCUGGCCGACCGGCCGGGUGCCAGCGCCGCGCAGCGUCAGGCUGCGGCCAUGGCCAACUUGGCGGUGCGGGAGGAGCGGGCAGUUGCCGCAGCGGCCAGCCACAAUGCCCGCGCUGCACUGAUGGAGGAGCAUGGGGAGCGGGGCACUCGCUGGUUCCAUCGGCAGGCUGACGAGCCAGCAGCCGGCGCGCAGGAGCCCAUCACGCACUUGAAGGUGCCGGGGCAACCGGCGCCUGUGGCGCUCACGGGGCCGGGCACGCGCAACACUGUCUCCGCAGCCGCUGCAGCCAUGUACAGCAGCACCAGCCCCACCGGCCUGUUCCGCGUGCAGCCGGUCUGUACGGCGUCGCAGCAGCAGCUUCUGGCGGCCAUUGACCGCAAGGUUCCGGCGGAUCUGCAGGCCGCCGCAGAGGGGUCCGGUGACGGCGCCCUCAGUGAUGCAGAGCUGAUGGCAGCGCUGGCUGGCUCCGCCAAUGGUAAAGCGCCUGGGUCGGACGGGGUCCCGUACGAGGUGUACAAGGUUUUCUGGGCGCUGCUGGGUCCGCGCUUGUGUGCUGCUGCUGCCGCUGCCUUUGCUGCCGCUGCAGACGCCCACGAUGGCGGUGAAAUGGCGGCGGCGCUGCCCGCCUCCUGGCGGGAGGGCAUCAUCACCCUCAUCUACAAGGGCAAAAGCCUGGACCGCGCCGAGCUGGCGUCGUACCGGCCCAUCACGCUGCUCAACUGCGACUUCAAGAUGGUGUCCAAGGCCGUCAGCGCCCGCCUGCAGCCCGCCCUGGAUGCAGUUGUGGAUGAGCUGCAGACCGCGUUCAUCACCGGCCGCUGGAUUGGUGACAACGCGCUGUACCUCCAAGGCCUGAUCGAAUGGAUGCGCCUGGACGUGGGCGCGGACGGCACGCCACGGCAGGGUGGUGCGCUGUACUUCUUGGACAUUGAAGGCGUAUGACCGGGUGCACCGGCAGUGGCUGUAUGCGUCCGCGGAGGGACUUGGGUUUUUUUUUUUUUGAGGAAUCAUCCUUACAAGGUUGAACAGGGGCAGACGCGCUGCCCCCCUGCUGCCUGAAAGCAGCCUGGUCCCCGGGACCAGAACCCUGACAGGGCAAGAAGAGGAGAGAAGAGAAGAAAAACAG